GGUUGCAGUAGAAUGGAUCACCUUUGAACAACAGUGAUUCAUGGUCUUGGAUUUAGUAAUGUCAACUUGUAGAAAAUAUAAAACUCAUCUUAGCCAAGACACUUUGCCUAGAAGGGAGAUGCUCGUACAGUGGCACAUUACCACAUCAACAAUGUGCUCUUUGUGUGCAAUAAGGGAUGGGACUCCGCAACAUAUUUUUUUGGCACUACAACAAUAGAUAUUGAAUAUAGAAUUCGCUACAUCUCAUUGUGCCUACACUGCUUCAGUUAGGCGUCGACUGGUUAGAAUGGCUAAGAGUUACAAUUUGAGACAAAGGUCUUAUUAUUCCUAUUAUUUAUGGCAAAUUUGGAAGGGUAGAAACCUCCAAGUGUUCUAACACAGGUUUAUCUAUGAAAUAAUCUAUUACCUAAACGUUGGGUGACUUGUCCACAGUCGCAUGAAGGACAUAUUUCCAUUCAUGUGGAUGACAGUCAUCAAGGAACCUUUGGCCUAACAGGAUAUGGGGGUUUGCUUAGAAACUCAGCCGAUGGUUGGAUUAUGAGUUUCUAUGGAGGUUUAGGAUGAGUAAAUAUCCUCAAGGUUAUUGUACAUGGGCUGCAAUUAGCUUGGAAUCUUCAUUAUAAUAAUGUUUUGUAUAUGACCGAUUCACUUCAUGCUUUACAUUUGUUUCAGAAUCUUUGUUCUCUUUUCAUUUAUGUGCCACCAUUGAAAGAAACAUCCAGAAUUUUUUACACGAAGAUUGGAGAGAUCAGAUCAUUCAUUCUCUACACAAAAGAAAUUAAUGUGCAAAUUUUUUGGCAAAAUUUAGCCUCCAUACUAAUAGUGAGUGAGUCACUUUAGAGACUUCCCUGCUGGGAUAUUUCUUAUAAUCAUGGCCCAUGCUACGAGAUUUCUAUUUCUAAUAUUGUAAUUUUUCUUUCCUGCUUUUGUUUGAUUAUGUUACAAAAAAAAAGAUUAUAAUUUUUCAAUAUAGACCAAAUGAUGCGAGUGGAUCAGGUAUGAGUGGUUCCACCUUUCCCAAUGACCAGUCUCCGACAAGAAAUUGAGUGUGAGGGAUGUUGGUAUAUGAAUACUGAAUAGAGGAGAAGACGCUGCCAGUGCCAUUCCAAACUGCACUCUUUAAUUAAGUUGAAGAGAAAUGGCAGAUGCGAUAGUGGUGUUCCUGAUAGAGAAGUUGACGAGGCUGCUAGAGAAGGAAGCGAAGCUGCUGGGCGGGUUGCAGGAUGAAGUGACGUGGUUGCGCGGGGAGCUAAAGUUCAUGAUCCUGUUCCUCAACAACUCCCAAGGGAAGCGGAAAGAGCACGACCUGGUGGCGGAAGUGGUCAGCCAAAUCAGAGACGUGGCCCACGAAGCGGAAGACGUCAUCGACACUUACAUCGCCCACAUGAUCAAACAGGGAAGGAGGACCAUGGUGGAAAGAGCCGUUGUCCGCUCUGUACCCAACGCGCGCAUGCUUCACGACGUGGCCGUCAAGAUAGGGAGAAUCAAAACCACCGUCGACAAGAUCUUCGACAACCAAGAGAAAUACGGGAUUGAAGGUGGAAGGAGAGAAAGCGUAGAAGAAGCCGAGCGCAUACGCAAGCGGAGGAGGGACGUGGAGGAAGAAGAGGUUGUGGGGUUUGAGCAUGAUUCCAGGUUUGUAAUUGACCAACUUAUGGCAAAGGGUUCACGCCUUGACGUUGUUUCCAUCAUCGGCAUGGGUGGCUUAGGAAAAACCACCCUUGCCAAGAAAGUAUACUACGACUACAGGGUCAAGACUAUGUUUCCUUGUCGCGCCUGGGGUUAUGUCUCUAAUGAUUACCGACCCAGGGAGUUUUUCCUAAGCCUGCUCAAGUGUUUGUUGUCCACCUCUAGAUACAAUGAUUUGUUCUUCAAAGCUAAAGAGACAAGUGAGGAAGAGCUGAUGAUAAAGGUGCGAGAAUGCUUGAACAAAAGCAAGUACUUGGUAGUGGUGGAUGACAUUUGGCAAACCCAAGUGUGGCAUGAGAUUAAGGGUGCAUUUCCUGAUGACUGCACCGGGAGCAGAAUAUUGAUAACUAGUCGUUUGGCUGAGGUGGCUACGGCUUCUCGCACAAGUUCAGCUUCUCCCUACACCCUUCCCUUCCUCGACAAAGAACAAAGUUGGGAGCUACUUUCCAAGAAGGUGUUCCUCGGAGAAGAGUGUCCUCCCGAUUUAGAGCCUCUGGGAAAAGAGAUCGCUGAAAGCUGUGAUGGCUUGCCACUUGCCAUCAUCGUCAUGGCGGGGAUUCUAGCAAAAAAGAACAAGUCACCGGGGGAAUGGUCUAGAAUCAAGGACCGUGUGAAUUGGCAUCUUGGGAGGGACAACACACUGAAGGAUAUACUGAAACUCAGCUACGACAACUUGCCUGCAAGGUUAAAGCCCUGCUUUCUAUAUUUUGGCAUCUACCCUGAAGACUAUGUGAUAUCGGUUAAACAAUUGACUCGGUUGUGGAUAUCUGAAGGCUUCUUAAUACAAGAAACUUCCACAACCCCAAACGUUCCAGAGCCAGAGUAUAUUGCGGAAGAGUACUUGGAAGAGCUAGUGGAUCGAAGCUUGGUCCAAGUAGUAAGCAGGAGCAAUGACGGGGCUGUCAAAACAUGUCAGAUUCACGAUCUUCUUCGCGACCUUUGCAUCUCCGAGAGCAGGGAUGACAAGUUUUUUGAGGUUAGCGGAGCGAUGGAUUUUCAAGCCCACAACAGUUGUCCCCGUAGGUUGUCCCUCCACGGUACACUAUUUCAUUUCUCUUCAACCACUACCACCCUAUCUGAUUCCUGCAUCUCGGGCACGCGUUCCCUCUUAUGCUUCGGACAAGACGUAUACAAGGUUAAAGCAAGCCACUGGACUUGGCUUCUCAAGAGCUUCAAGCUCGCUCGCGUGUUGGAUCUAGGACGAAUGAAUGUUAACUCAAUACCCGGUGAUUUGGGGAAUCUGACUCAUCUAAGGUACUUGAGAAUAUGCUCAUAUAACCUCGAAACUAUUCCGGCUUCUAUCUGCAGGUUGUGGAAUCUAGAAACCCUGGAUUUAAGGGGUUCGCCUAUAAAAUCCUUUCCUAGUGAAUUGUGGCAACUUAAGCAUCUAAGGCAUCUUCUAAUGUUUGGACCCGUGGGGCUCCCAGAGAUGCCAUCGGAUCAAAGUAAAACCAUGCCGAAUCUCCAAACCCUCUCUACCGUGGCUCUUCAUCCACGCACAGCAUCCUUGUUGGAUACUCGUAGAUUCCCCAGGUUGACAAAACUGGGUUUACAAAGUCGUGACAAGUGCAAUGCUCAUAUCCAGUUACAGAGUCUCCACCGCCUAAGCCAUCUCCACAAGCUAAAAGUGAUUGGCACUACGGAUAUUCCGCAAAAUGCGAACGUGUUUCCGUCAAACAUCACCAAGAUAUCCCUCACAAAGUUUGGUUUCUUCAACUCCAGUGCUUUGCAUACACUAGGAAAGCUUCCCAACCUCCAGGUUCUGAAGCUGUCAUCGCAGACAAACGAUACUAGUUUUGACCUGCACUGUGCCACGGGAGGGUUCCUACAGCUUCAAGUGUUUGAGAUGUUGACCAUCAAGGUCAAAAGGUGGAGAGUAGACAGAGGUUCCAUGCCACGUCUUCGACGUUUAGUCCUCACAAGCUGCAAAUCCUUGACUGAACUUCCAAAAGAACUCUGGUCUAUGGCUACCUUGAGGGAAGUGCAGGUUUUGUGGCCCUGUACAGAAUUGGCAAAAAGCCUCCAAAAGUUGGUGGUCAAGAAUGGGUGUAAGCUCCUACUCUAUCCCCUCCCUCUUGGCCAUUGAACACACUCUUAGGUUCUCUCCAUAUCUAAUUCAAAAUAGGGGCCAUUGCCACAAUUAUAGAAUCUAAGAGUAUAUAGUUAUUCGUUAUUCAUUGUCCUCUGUGUUACAUUGAUAACAAUGAGAUGUCACUCUUCCAAAUUGACUUUUUCUAUCAUUUACACUUUUUUAAUCUAUUUAUCUACCAACUGAUAUAGAUUAUCAUGUGUUGGCCCUACGUAUAUGCAUGCUGAAUUUGAUAUAAAUAAAUUACUUUAAGAUGAA
Molecule: messenger RNA, 4036 nt
Organism: Cajanus cajan (pigeon pea)
Lineage: Eukaryota; Viridiplantae; Streptophyta; Magnoliopsida; Fabales; Fabaceae
Source: RefSeq, a predicted model, not a curated record